This is a messenger RNA of Cyprinus carpio (common carp), 6087 nucleotides long. RefSeq names its product serine/threonine-protein kinase Kist-like. The record is from RefSeq and is a predicted model, not a curated record. Gene Ontology annotation, cellular component: nucleus; neuronal ribonucleoprotein granule. NCBI's taxonomy places the organism in Eukaryota, Metazoa, Chordata, Actinopteri, Cypriniformes, Cyprinidae. Gene Ontology annotation, biological process: peptidyl-serine phosphorylation; regulation of protein export from nucleus; positive regulation of translational initiation. Gene Ontology annotation, molecular function: RNA binding; ATP binding; protein serine/threonine kinase activity.
ACUUUAAAUUACAAUGUCGUCAUUUCCGGUAUCAUGGCCACCAAAACAGUGGCAGGACUUUGUCAGCUCGGUCCAAAACUGGGUUUCAUGGAUCCGCGGUGUCUUUGAGGCGCCAGCUACUAUGGUGCGGCACUUCGCACCAAUUUGUGCGUUUGCGUUAAAAUAUGGCAUUUGAAUCCAUGUUCGUCAGCAGUUGGUAGUUAGCUGUAAACUUGGCUUGCAGGAAAGCACUAUGCAAAGAUCACUUUAGCAAAAAAAAAAAAGUUUCUGCAAAGGGCAACUAAUGGAGCAUACACUACUUAUUAUAAACCUGAUAGUAUUUAACUCCGAUUAUUACUGAUAUUACUCAUGGCUUGUAGUUCUGGCUCCAAUACAAAAAUGUCCAAUCCAAAUGUCAGCACACCGGCGAUGGCGGUGACACCAGACGCCGUGGAUCAGAAGACAAGCCCGGUGGUAUUUGAGAUUUACGGAAAGAUCUGGAGCGUGCAGGCUCGUCUGGGGCAGGGCGUCUCGGCCUCGGUGUACCGGGUGAACUCCGGCCGGGCGAGUUCUGCAGUGAAGGAGUUUCAGGUGGACGCACAGGGUGGAGAUUACGGGUACCUCAAGGAAAGCUCUGUGCUGGAGAAGAUUCAGGGACAUAAAAAUAUAGUGACGCUGUAUGGAAUGUUCACCAAUCACAACCCAUUUGGUGUGGCCACUCAUUGCCUUUUGUUGGAGCUUUUGGAUGUGAGUGUGUCAGAAUUGCUGGUCAGAGUGAGUAAUCAGGGGCAUUCCAUGUGGUUGAUUCAGCACUGUGCCCGUGAUGUUUUGGAGGCCCUUAGCUUCCUGCACAGGGGAGGUUACGUACAUGCUGACCUCAAGCCCCGCAACAUUCUCUGGAGCGCUGAUGACGAGUGCUUUAAGCUCAUUGACUUCGGCCUUAGCUUUAAAGAGGGACACCAGGAUGUGAAGUACAUCCAGACAGAUGGUUACCGGGCACCUGAAGCCGAGCUGCAGAACUCACUGGCCCAGGCAGGUCUAGAGAGUGACUCUGGCUGCACAACUGCUGUGGACCUGUGGAGUCUGGGAAUCAUUCUUCUAGAGAUGUUCUCAGGAAUCAAACUGAAGGAAACUGUGAGGUCUCAGGAAUGGAAGGAUAACAGUUCUGCAAUAGUAGACCAUAUCUUUUCAAGCAAUGCUGUGGUUUACCCGGCUAUCCCUGUUUUUCAUUUGAGAGAUCUGAUCAAAAGUAUGCUUCACAAUGACCCUAAACUGAGAAGCACAGCUGAGUCAGCAUUAAUCAACCCUUUCUUCAGCAUUCCCUUUGCACCUCAUAUUGAAGAUUUGGUUCUUUUGCCUACACCUGUCUUGAGACUUCUAAACGUAAUAGACGACAACCACCUGUAUAAUGAGGAUGAGUAUGAAGAUAUAAUAGAGGACAUGAAAGAAGAAUGUCAGAAGUAUGGCACGGUUGUAUCGUUACUGAUCCCAAAAGAGAAUCCUGGCAAGGGACAGGUGUUUGUGGAGUAUGCAAAUGCUGGAGACUCCAAAGAAGCCCAGAGACUGCUGACAGGCCGAACGUUUGAUGGCAAGUUUGUGGUCACUACGUUUUAUCCACUGAGUGCCUAUAAGAGAGGUUACUUAUACCAAACUGUGCAGUAAGGCUGCACACACACCUUCAUACAAAAGAUGUAAAUUACAAUCAUGUGACUGGUUUUAAACCCUCGAUCUGUGUAUUAAUCUGUUGUGCUACCUUUAAUAUUUACUGGUGUUACUAAGAGCAACAACAUUGUGAAUAUAGGCACACAUGCAGUUUAACUUGAGUGUAACAGAAGAAAAGUUUUAGUGCCUGCUUCCUACUUCCUUUUUUUUACUAAGUGAUCACAGCAUAAUAAGAGAAUUAUAUUUACUGUGUGAUAGCUGGUUGCCAGACAUUCGAUAUGUAUGCUUCCAUACUUUGUCAUUUAGAUUAUAAAAAAAAAAUGUUUGCAGUGGGAUUGAUGCACUGCUUUGGUUUACACUGCCUUCUAAUCAACAGAUCACUUCAGAGACUAGGUUUACAUGCUCUUUGAAUGUCUACGAUUCUAAAAAUUUGUAGUUUAUGUGGCCUGUUUUCUUCCAUUCUUUUUUCUGUUGUUAGGUUUGGUGAAGGUAUGUAGGCAUUUCCAGUAAUUAUGCACAUAUUUAUAAACUACUGGCAAAAUACACUGGCCUGCAUGCACUGUAGCAUGGUUAACAUUUAUGUCAUACUUCACCAUGAAAGCUGUUUAACCAUAUUUAAACUGAAGAUGGAAAUCUGCAGAGAGAGCACAAAUACGACAGAGCGGGUAGCCUUGUGCUAAAUAUCAUUAUUAAAUGACUUUUUAUUUUAUUUUAUUAUUUGCUUGCGACUCCAUGUCUAACACAAAAACCACACUCUGUCUCAUCCAAAACCUCUCUGGAUAUGUUUAUUGAACAAUAUACUUUCAUCAAGUAUAUUGUUAAGUAUAAAUUGUGUCUGAAAACUCAUCAAAAACAUUUCAAGUGGUUUUCUUCGGAAAAUACUUGUGUUAAAUGUGUGGUACUGUAUGUUGUGCAAAGCAAUGUGACUCAUAGCUUCAUAGCACACAAAUGUGAAGAUGUCAGGAGCAAAUAUUCUACUCUGUAUGUUCAUUAAGCUGGACUGCCCUGACACAUUGAUAAAUAAUGCUGUUAAAGUGAGAAUCACUUACUUUACCAUACAGAUACAGUAACAAAUAAGUUUCAGAAAGGCUUUUACCUUUUAUUAAAGCUGAAAUGCUUUUCUACAGACACGUUCAAGUCAGUUGUAUCAGCUAUUUGAAUGGAUUUUACUAUCUGUACAAUAAUGGUGAGUGAUUUUGAAGUCGUAACAUUAUUUAAAGGCUUUUCCAGUUGUGAUAGGUAUAGGUAUAUUCCUGGUGUCAUAGUGUUUUCCAAUCAGUUUGUCUGUGAUUGCAUGAUGUGGAGUCUUUAAUAGCACUACAGAGCUUUUUGACAAUUAAGACUGUUCUCAUUUACUUCAUGAAUAUCAUCUGAUUGUUUGUCAGUCAUCCAGGUUGAUUGUUUUUCUUUCUACUGUCCAAUGAAUGUCAUAAAGUCAGUUUUCUUUGUCCUGCAGUCUAGAAACAUGAUAUUCACUUCCAGGGCAGUGAGCUCUAAUAUGAUAAGUGUACAAGACAGUGUGAGGAAAGAACAGUUGAAGUUUCAACUUAAAAAAUCCUCCUUUUUUUUUUUACUCUCUAGAUGGGGUGUGGAUUAGAUGGCAUUGUGGCCAAUAUUUAUUUUUUUUGUCUUUAUGGGAAUGUUUUAGCAGUGUAAUCAUAAGAAAAGGGCACUUUGGUUGAACUGAAUGAUAAGCAUUUUCUGAGUGUGUGUCAUUCCAGAUCUGGGCAAUUUACUUAAAUUCUUGCUCCGAGCAUUGGAAAGAAAGUGUGAUAGAUCUAGAUUUUGUACACUUUUAUGUAUCUCUCUCCCUCUCACUCUUGCACAUUAAUAGUGAUGACAUUUGAGAGAAUUAUGGAGAUGGUGAGCAGGAGAUCUUUUAGUAUCCUGCCCAUAUGAAUCUGGUCUGCUGCCACUGGAAAAUGCGAUUCUUGGAUAGAAAGAUUCAGUUGCUAAACCAUUUGAGCUUGUCUGUGUGAAAUGCACUAGGCAUUGGAUUGUGCUACUAAUUGUAGGUGUUACAUGUUUUGAUAAACUUUCCAAAUAUAAAGAGAGAACCUGUAUGAGCUCAGAUGAAUGAAUGAAGUAGCCUUGGCAACUGAUUUACAGUCAGGAGACUUUGUUUUAUUCCUUUUCCUGUUUGAGCCACCUACAGUGAACAAAUAAUUGGCUUUUAGGAUAUUGAAUAACAGCAUACAUAGGCUAUAUUUACUCAGAAACAAGAAUCGUUACAAAAUUGAUAUAAGGAUGAAACUAUGUAGUUUUUAUGUGAAUACUGUAGGUCUAAUGUGAGUCAAGGAAAAUUGCUCUUAUGCAUCAGAACAUUAAUGAGAAGAUUCCACUUUGACAAUCCAGUUUGAUGUCGAUGUGAAACCUUCUUAAAUUGAUGAUGAACAGAUUCAGAUUCAUAUAAGUGAAUUUUACAUAAAUGUGACAAUAAUCAAUCUAUGAGCCAUCCAUACUUUCAUUUAGCCUGUUAUUAAUAUAAAUCCACAAUAAAAUUUAAAAUUGAUCAACAACUUUUUCCUCAAGCAAUAUCAUCAAAGCUGCUCAAAUAGAGCCCAGAGUCCCUUCUAACACUUUUGAAAAGCACAAAAGAUUUCUUCUCAUGAUUAACUACUGCAUAUAACCUAAGAUAUGUAUCUGUCAGGGAUCAUUUCAUGCUGCCUUAAUUAUUAUUAUUUUUUGUAUGCUGUAAUAAUGUCACAGUGACUGUGAGAAAAGUGCCAAAAUUGUUUCAAAACCGCCUUUUUUCCUCCCCGCCAGCAACCCUGGAGAAAUACCCAAGACUGCAGGGAAGCCAUAUAUAUACGAUUAUCUUGAAAUACAUUUAGCCUAAAUGCUUUUACAUGUGCCCAGAAACAUUAAAAUCUGUUCCAGUUGGAUGCCAGAGAUCAUAUGAACAGUAAAGCACACCGCUGGAGUUUGGCUGGCCUUUGUGUUUGUGCAGUGAGUAAUGAACAUCCCAAGAGAAAACACUGUAGGGUGUAACCACAGAUAGACAUGGGAGUGAAAUGCUCUUUGGGCCUUAAUAACUCGAGAGAAAGGUUGGAGAACUAAAUGGCAUCUUGAAUGGUGAGAAAGAUUUUGAGUUGGUGAUUAGAACGAGCAUACUAAAAUUCUAGUCAGGAAUAGAGAAAAUGCACGCAAACAUCCUUCAUAUUUAUGAUCAUAAUUUCCUUUGCAACCCUCUUUAAAAAUGCAUUGGCUGCUUUAUUGGUUUCAAUAUUGCAAUAAAGAAACUUAAGUCAUACAUAUCACACAUAUCUCUUAGCGUGCAUAUGACCUUUGAAGGAAAGUAGUAAGAAAUCACCUGACAGUACAGUCAUUUAAAGUGAACUUAUAAGACAGUAAGGUGAUAAGAUGACAUGAAUCAUGUGUAGAUUAUAAAAUAUAAGGGUUAUACGUCAGAAACUGAAUAUGUGGUUUUGCUAAGUUGGAAAAACAAUCAAGAAAGUCCUGUAUUAUGAAAUUAGUCAGCUUUUUUGUAUUGCAUUGGGUUAAAGGAUCAGAGGUUUAGACGAUUCUUCAAAUCACUUGUUAACCUGACAGCAGAGUAAACAGACAACAGAAGUGAGUUCAUGUGUGAUCUACUGUUUGUAGUGAAAAGUCAUGGUAACAUGCUGACUUCUCAAAAGCAUAUAAUGCAUGUAGUGGGCUACCAUGAUCAAAAGGCUUGUAGAAAUAGUGUUUACAGUACAUUUGUGGUACACAAGUGCAUUACGGUGCUUGAAAUGCAGGGUUUAUAGUAUCAAAGCAGUAAGUAACAAUUGUGAUGAAAUGUCUCUCAUUGUUUUGUAUGCAGAUUCUAUUUAUGAUGCUUCCCUUUAAAACAUGCUUUUCAUAUUGAAUCUUUCAUUGUUACUGAAAAUACAGAUUUACAACUGUGAAAAUUCCCUCCAAAGCAUUUAAAAACAUGUCUCACAAGUCCAGUCCAAAGGAUAUUCUUCGAUAGAUUAUGUAAAUCUAGUAUGGUAAAGUCUAUAAUUUGAUAACAGGAGAAUAAAAUGAGUAUAUUUAAUAGUUAAGGUAAAUAAUAAUUGAAUUUUGCGUUGGAGGUGUGGUGCAGGUGGCCUACAUUACCAUUAUUUUACUCCAUAUUCAGACAAUCGUGUUCUUGAAUAACCUUCCUCAUUUCAGUCUUAUGUGAUUGGGCAAAAGAUCAUUCUUUCUGAAGCUCUGCCUUAAAGUCCACAUAAUAUGUGGCAGGGAAAACAAACCUAAACUUGAAUUGAACAUGCUACAAAGUAUAAAAAUGAUCUUAACAUUGAGUGUGAGGAUGAGUGUUUUCUGUACUAGCGUAAAAAAGAUGUUGUAUAUGUAAUUUGUAAAAUGUAAGUUGAGCAGAUGAUCAUCUACUAAGGAUCAUGGGAGACUGUGACUUGAGAGCUCUCGAUAGAAUGAAUAAUGUUCAUGUUUCUCACAAUAAAAAUGUUAAUGUCUGUA